This is a messenger RNA of Aspergillus thermomutatus, 1617 nucleotides long. Its product is annotated as phytoene desaturase family protein. The transcript has 4 exons. Gene Ontology annotation, biological process: carotenoid biosynthetic process. The record is from RefSeq and is a predicted model, not a curated record. Gene Ontology annotation, molecular function: oxidoreductase activity. NCBI's taxonomy places the organism in Eukaryota, Fungi, Ascomycota, Eurotiomycetes, Eurotiales, Aspergillaceae. The coding region runs from base 1 to 1617 and encodes 538 amino acids.
AUGCCCCCCUCCGUCAUUGUCAUCGGCGCCGGCGCAGGAGGCAUCACCACCGCCGCCCACCUCGCAAAGCACGGCUUCAAAGUCACCGUCGUCGAAAAGUGCAGCGAUGUCGGGGGCCGGUGUUCCCUCAUUUACAACAAUGGCUACAGAUUCGACCAAGGCCCCUCCCUCCUCCUGAUGCCCGAAGUCUUCAUCAAAACCUUCCACGAUCUCGGCACAUGCCUCGAGGCCGAGGGCGUCAACCUCCUCAAAUGCGCCCCCAACUACCGCAUCUGGUUCUCCGACGGCGACAGCUUCCAGCAGUCCACCGACCUGGCGCAGAUGAAAUCCGAGAUCGAGCGCUACGAGGGCAAGGAGGGGUUCCUGCGCUUCCUGGCGUUCAUGCAGGAGGCCGGGAGACACUACGAGUCCUCGCUGACGCAUGUGCUGCGGAAGAAUUUCCCCGGCUUUGCGAGUAUGCUGCGGCCGGAGUUGCUGGCUGCGUUCCUGCGGAUGCAUCCGUUUGAGAGUAUCUGGGCCCGAGUGAGUCGGUACUUCGAGUCCGAUAAGCUGCGGCGGGUGUUUACCUUUGCGAGUAUGUAUCUGGGGAUGAAUCCGUUUGAGGCGCCGGGGACGUAUUCGCUGCUGCAGUAUUCGGAGGUGGCGGAUGGGAUUUGGUAUCCUGAGGGGGGGUUUCAGAAGGUCCUGGCAGCAUUAGCGACGGUAGGUAAACGUUUAGGCGUCGACUACCGGCUCAACUCGCCCGUCGAUAAAGUCCUGCUGUCAGAAAGACAAGACAGAGUAACAGGCGUCCGACUCGCCUCGGGAGAGGAGCUCCACGCCGAUAUCGUCGUCGUCAACGCGGACCUCAUCUACGCCUACAACAACCUCCUCCCGCAGACAUCCUACGCCCGCAGUCUCCAGAAACGCCCCGCCUCAUGCAGCAGCAUCUCCUUCUUCUGGUCGUUCGACCGCAUCAUCCCGGAACUACAGCAGCACAACAUCUUUCUCGCAGACGAGUACCAAGAGAGCUUCGACGCGAUCUUCAAGCGCCAGGAGUUACCCAAGGAUCCAUCCUUCUACGUCAACGUGCCGAGUCGGCUGGAUCCCACGGCGGCACCGGAGGGCAAAGACUCGGUGAUCGUGCUGGUGCCCAUUGGCCAUUUGACGCAGGGCCCUGCCUCGGCUCUGAGCACCAGCCCCGAGAAUCUGGAUGCGCUGGUGCAUCGCGCGAGGGAGUGCGUCUUCGCCACGAUCGAGGCGCGGACGGGCGCGAAGAAUCUGAGAGAGCGCCUGGUGCACGAGUACGUCGAGACCCCGCUGACCUGGAAGUCCAAGUUCAAUCUCGACCGCGGCGCGAUUCUCGGGCUGUCGCAUUCGUUCUUUAAUGUGCUGAGCUUCCGGCCGAAGACGAAGCAUGUUGAUAUUCAUGGGCUGUACUUUGUGGGGGCGAGUACGCAUCCCGGGACGGGUGUGCCGGUUUGUCUUUCUGGUGGGAAGGUAGUGAGUGAUCAGAUUGUUGGCGAGUGGGCUGAGGGGAAGAGGUCACGGCUGUUGUCGCAUCUGGAAUCGAUACUGUUCCUUCUGAUGCCGUUGCUGUUGUGUGGCGGGUUGUACCUGAUGCAGUUGUCUUCCUGA